UAGGUUGAUGUGCCAUGAUUGUGUUCCAGCAGCUAUUUGCGUUAUCUGUGUUUAAUAGUUAUACCAGCCCACCUCUCUAGGCAUUUUAGAAUGACUACCCACCUCUCCGGCUUACUUUACUGGUGUCAGAAGUAGAAUGCAAGAGUUCCUGAAUCGGCCUAAAGAUUUAACGGGGGGAGUAGUGUAUAGUGUGUGCAUAAGAACCAGCUGCCAGGUUAACUCAGUUGGUUACUGUUAUAGUGCUGUUCCAGACGUCCACGGUUUGAGCCCCACUGCCUGCACACUCUUCCUCCUAGGAUUACUUUGCUUAUUUGCCUCUUCUUUGCACAUAAGCAUUAUAAGGUGUCCUCACUGGUUGCUGGAAGAUUUGAAGCACAAGUGUUACUGUGACCUGAACCAGGUCAUUGAAAAUGAGAAGGACAAGCAUGUUCUUCAAGAAGAGCGGUGUGAUGCAAAGCAAGUCUACUUCUCCACUUUAGCCAAGAAACUCUACCUGCAGUAUUUGGCACAUGACAAGUCCACCUGGCCCAGUGUUCAGGAAGGAGAACAAGAACUUAAGCAAGUUGAGAAUGAGGUGCGAGCUGUUAAAAAAACACUGUCAGAAGAGAAUGAUAAAGUCUACAAUAUCCUGGAGUCUGCCACCGAAGAUUAUACGAAACUAAAGGAAAAGGUUUCCCAGUUGGAGGAGAAACUUCAGGUGUAUCAGAAAAAGAAAUCACAGUUUGAGGCGCGACACCAUUUGGAUCCCAGCUUGGCCAGUGCAGCCAUUGAAAAAUGUGAGCAGGCUAUUGCAAGACUGGGUACCGAGCUAGCCAAUCUACAGGCCCAUUCAAAACAGUUGGGAACCAGUCUAGCCAAAAACCAGGACAAGCUCAUUUCUGUCUCCAGGGAUGGCAGGCUUGCCAGGGACAAACAGCAAAUAAAAAGACUUGCAGAAAUUGUCCAGUUUCUGGAGAAAGCUAGCCGGUUCCGUGUUCUAGACGUGGGAGAAGACCGGAUUCAACUGGAACUUCUUGAUUCAGCCCAGCACUCUCAUCUGCCCCAGGGAGGGGAGGUAAACCUGCAGAUUACACUCGUGUUUGAUACCAGCAUCAAGGAUAGGACUGUUUUGGCAGAUAUCAAGAUCAAUGUGGACCAUUUCAACUUGGGUGACAUUAUAGACUUUGAAGUGGCCAAGACUGACAUCCCAUACCUUCUACUUACUAUACAGGACCAUUGGGUGCGCUGUUUCCCCCUUUUAGCUGAAAUAGACCUGCUCAACAAGACUCAUGCCAUUGACUGGAUACAGGAAGAGUCUAAAUUGAGAGUACUUGUAGGGAAUUGUGGGAAAGCUAUGAUCACCCUAAAUGUUCCCAGUGGAUAUCCAUCAACAAGAGGAAUAACCCUGACAGAUAAUAGCUGUUUAGAAUUGGAAGAUACCCCCGGGGACAAUGCCACACUUCUUGAUUGGGUGGAAUUUCUGGAAAGAAAGUUUGAAAAUAUGGACAGUUGAUAAAAUAACAUUUUCAUUGAUGUCAAUUUUUUAUGAGCAGUUUUGUUGUGUUUAAAGAACUAUUUACAAGCAAACAUUUUAACUGUAAACAAAAAAGUAAAUAAUUUUGUUUGCAUUUUUUCUGUAUGUUUUAUGAAGUUUGCUGGAAAAAAAAUCAUAUUGCUUCAUAAUGCACCAUUUUCCAAAAUAUCAACAUAAAUGUGUGUUUAUAUAAAAAUAAAAAUAAUAA
Mya arenaria is the source of this 1721-nucleotide messenger RNA. RefSeq lists its product as uncharacterized. Bases 137 to 1492 code for a protein of 451 amino acids. NCBI's taxonomy places the organism in Eukaryota, Metazoa, Mollusca, Bivalvia, Myida, Myidae. The record is from RefSeq and is a predicted model, not a curated record. The transcript is spliced from 10 exons.